AUGUCUCUCUCCAACAAGCUCUCCAUCCAGGACGUCGACCUCAAGGGCAAGCGCGUCCUCAUCCGUGUCGACUUCAACGUCCCCCUUGACGCCGAGAAGAAGGUCACCAACCCCCAGCGCAUUGUCGGUGCCAUCCCCACCAUCAAGUAUGCCAUCGACAAUGGCGCCAAGGCCGUUGUCCUCAUGUCCCACCUUGGCCGUCCCGACGGCAAGGUCAACCCCAAGUACUCCCUGAAGCCCGUUGUCCCUGAGCUCGAGAAGCUCCUUGGCAAGAGCGUCACCUUUGCCAACGACUGCGUCGGCCCCGAGGUUGAGGAGAUCGUCAACAAGGCCGAUAACGGCGCUGUUGUCCUCCUUGAGAACCUCCGCUUCCACAUUGAGGAGGAGGGCAAGGGCACCGAUGCCGAGGGCAACAAGAUCAAGGCCGACAAGGCCAAGGUUGACGAGUUCCGCAAGGGCCUCACCAAGCUCGGUGAUGUCUACAUCAACGAUGCUUUCGGCACCGCCCACCGCGCCCACUCCUCCAUGGUCGGUGUCGACCUCCCCCAGAAGGCCGCCGGGUUCCUCAUGAAGAAGGAGCUCGAGUACUUCGCCAAGGUCCUCGAGUCUCCCCAGCGCCCCUUCCUCGCCAUUCUCGGUGGCGCCAAGGUCUCCGACAAGAUCCAGCUGAUCGACAACCUUCUCGACAAGGUCAACACCCUGAUCAUCUGCGGCGGCAUGGCUUUCACCUUCAAGAAGACCCUUUACAACAUCCCCAUCGGCAACUCUCUCUUCGAUGAGGCCGGUGCCAAGACCGUCCCCGACCUUGUCAAGAAGGCUGAGAAGAACAACGUCAAGAUCGUGCUCCCCGUCGACUACAUCACCGCCGACAAGUUCGACAAGGACGCCAACACUGGCCAUGCUACCGACAAGGACGGCAUCCCCGACGGCUGGAUGGGUCUCGACUGCGGUGAGGAGUCGGUCAAGCUCUACACCGAUGCCAUCAACGAGGCCCAGACCAUCCUCUGGAACGGCCCCGCCGGUGUCUUCGAGUUCGACAAGUUCGCCAACGGCACCAAGGCCACCCUCGAUGCCGCCGUCAAGGCUGCCGAAGAGGGCCGCACCGUCAUCAUUGGCGGUGGCGAUACCGCUACCGUUGCUGCCAAGUACGGCGUUGAGGACAAGCUCAGCCACGUCUCCACUGGCGGUGGUGCUUCCCUUGAGCUCCUUGAGGGCAAGGCUCUCCCUGGUGUUGUUGCUCUUAGCGAGCGUCAGUAA
This is a messenger RNA of Sordaria macrospora k-hell, 1257 nucleotides long. RefSeq lists its product as uncharacterized. Gene Ontology annotation, molecular function: ADP binding; ATP binding; phosphoglycerate kinase activity. Gene Ontology annotation, cellular component: cytosol. The record is from RefSeq and is a predicted model, not a curated record. Lineage: Eukaryota; Fungi; Ascomycota; Sordariomycetes; Sordariales; Sordariaceae. Gene Ontology annotation, biological process: gluconeogenesis; glycolytic process.